AUGGCCGCUUCAGAAAUGGUGGAGGUGGAGCCGGAAUCCAACAUCAGAGGCCCUGAGAUAGUCACCAUGGGGGAGAACGACCCUCCGGCAGCCGAAGCUCCCUUUUCCUUCCGAUCACUCUUCGGCUUGGAUGAUUUGAAAAUAAGUCCUGUGGUACCAGACGGAGACGCAGUGGCCGCGCAGAUCUUGUCCCUUCUGCCCUUGAAGUUUUUUCCGAUCAUCGUCAUUGGGAUCAUCGCCUUGAUACUGGCGCUGGCCAUCGGCCUGGGCAUCCACUUCGACUGCUCUGGGAAGUACAGGUGCCAUUCAUCCUUCAAGUGUAUUGAACUAACAGCUCGAUGCGACGGGGUCUCCGACUGCAAGAACGCAGAGGAUGAGUACCGAUGUGUGCGGGUGAGUGGCCAAAGAGCGGCGCUCCAAGUGUUCACAGCCGCUGCGUGGAGGACCAUGUGCUCUGAUGACUGGAAAAGCCACUAUGCCAAGAUUGCCUGUGCCCAGCUGGGGUUUCCCAGCUAUGUGAGCUCAGAUCACCUCAGAGUGGAUGCGCUGGAGGAGCAGUUCCAGGGCGACUUUGUGUCCAUCAAUCACCUCUUGUCAGAUGACAAGGUGACCACAUUACACCACUCUGUGUACAUGAGGGAAGGCUGCACCUCAGGCCACGUGGUCACCUUGAAGUGUUCAGUCUGUGGCACGAGAACGGGCUACAGUCCCCGCAUUGUGGGUGGAAACAUGUCCUCGCUCACUCAGUGGCCCUGGCAGGUCAGCCUCCAGUUCCAGGGGUACCAUCUAUGUGGGGGCUCCGUCAUCACCCCUCUAUGGAUCGUCACCGCGGCGCACUGUGUUUAUGACCUGUACCACCCCAAGUCCUGGACUGUCCAGGUGGGUCUUGUGUCCCUGAUGGACAGUCCUGUGCCCUCCCAUCUGGUGGAGAAAAUCAUCUAUCACAGCAAGUACAAGCCAAAGCGGCUGGGCAAUGACAUAGCCCUCAUGAAGCUGUCUGAGCCGCUCACCUUUGACGAGACCAUUCAGCCCAUCUGUCUGCCCAACUCUGAAGAGAACUUUCCCGAUGGGAAAUUGUGCUGGACCUCAGGAUGGGGAGCCACAGAGGAUGGAGGUGACGCCUCCCCUGUCCUGAACCACGCGGCUGUCCCUUUAAUUUCAAAUAAGAUCUGCAACCACAGGGACGUGUAUGGCGGUAUCAUCUCUCCCUCCAUGCUCUGUGCAGGCUACCUGAAGGGCGGCGUGGACAGCUGCCAGGGAGACAGUGGAGGACCCCUGGUGUGCCAGGAGAGGAGACUGUGGAAGUUAGUGGGCGCAACAAGCUUUGGAAUUGGCUGUGCCGAGGUGAACAAGCCCGGAGUCUACACGCGGAUCACCUCCUUCCUGGACUGGAUUCACGAACAGUUGGAGAGAGAUCUGAAGACUUGAAGAAGAGGGAACCAGCCAGCCCCUGAGCUCCUGAGGGCAUUCACAGCCCGAGCCUUCCCUGGACUCCUGUGUGGCCAUGUUGGAUGGGAGUACCCGCUCUUACUGCUCUGCCCAUUGCACUGAAAGGGAGCCAGCGGGA
Molecule: messenger RNA, 1567 nt
Organism: Mus pahari (shrew mouse)
Lineage: Eukaryota; Metazoa; Chordata; Mammalia; Rodentia; Muridae
Gene: Tmprss3
Product: transmembrane serine protease 3
Exons: 13
Coding region: 1-1428 (475 amino acids)
Biological process (GO): proteolysis; acrosome reaction
Cellular component (GO): membrane
Molecular function (GO): protein binding; serine-type endopeptidase activity
Source: RefSeq, a predicted model, not a curated record